GAUUGUUGUAGUCAAUUACAAUAUCCUUUGGUUUCACCUGCUAAAAAGCUGCACACUCUUCUUCACAUUCACAGUACUAAAAACUUUCUCUUAAGUAAUAAAUCCCCCUCUUAAAUUGCAGUCUCAAAAAAACAAGAAAACAAUUUCAUUUCUCCUUUUUUCUUCUAAAGAAAAAACCCUAAAAACUUUAAGAAACAAAGAUGUGUGGAGGAGCUAUAAUUUCUGAUUUCAUACCACCAAGUAGAGUCAGAAAACUCACAGCUGAUUUCUUAUGGGGGCCUAAUUCAAAGACAAAGAAAAAUGCUGGUGGAAGAAGAAAUUUCUAUACUAAACCUUUUUCUUUGAUUGAAGAUGAUGCUGAUUUUGAAGCUGAUUUUCAAGAGUUUAAAGAUGAGGAUGAUGAAUCUGAUCAAGAGUAUGAUCGACACAAACAGCAACAACAAGUUGUCAAAGCUUUUGCAUUUACUGCUUCCAAAUCUGAUGUUGCUGCUCCUAAAGGAUCCAAUGCUGCUGCGAAAGCUGUGGAAUUCAAUGGACCUGCUGAUAAAACUGCAAAGAGAAAGAGGAAGAAUCAAUAUCGUGGAAUCAGACAGCGUCCAUGGGGAAAAUGGGCAGCUGAAAUCAGAGAUCCAAGGAAAGGUGUUCGAGUCUGGCUUGGUACCUUCAAUACUGCUGAAGAAGCUGCAAGAGCCUAUGAUGCUGAGGCACGUCGUAUCCGCGGAAAGAAAGCAAAGGUGAACUUUCCUGAUGAGGUUGUACCUGUCGCUGCUACUCAAAAGCCUGUUGUGAAGGCCAACACUCAGAAACGAGGACUUAAAGCCAACACUAACUUGGUGAAGCCGCAUCUUAAUGGUGAUCUUGGUUUCAUGAACAACUUCAGUAAUGACUUUUAUAUGGGGUUCAUGGAAGAGAAGGUGCCAACCAAGGGUACUGGUUAUAUGGGUUACGUUCCAGCCGUUGCAAACCCGAUCAAAUUCAGCCCUGCUGAUAGUGGACUUCAUUGUUUUACAUCAGACCAAGGAAGCAACUCAUUCAACUGUUCUGAUUUUGGGUGGGGAGAAUGUGAACAAAGGACUCCUGAAAUCUCCUCAGUUCUCAUGCCUACUUUUGAAGUCGAUGAGUCUGACUUCUCAGAGGAUGCUAACCCAAUUAAGAAAUUGAAAACCAACUCUGGUAAUGUGGUUUCUGCUGAGGACAGCACUGCUAAGAAUCUGUCUGAAGAACUUUCGGCUUUUGAGAAUCAGAUGAAAUUCAUGCAGAUUCCUUAUCUUGAGGGAAGCUGGGAUACAUCGAUGGAUAGCCUGUUCAAUGGGGACUCUACUCAGGAUUGUGGCAGCUCAAUGGAUCUUUGGACCUUCGACGUGUCACAGAUGGCUGGAAGCACCUUUUGAGGUCUCUAUGCUAACUGGUUUUCUGUAAAUAUAAGAGUAAACGAACUGGUGUUGGCUAUGAUUGAUGCGCAUGGAGCUCAUGAAUGGGGUGUUGCUGUCUGGCAGCUUUUAAGUUUUAUGCAAAAAGUAUAUAGGGGUUAGUUAUAUUUUGAGUUCAGCUUAUUAUGCAUUUUGGGUAUCUCUUGGAUUUUGUGUUCUGAAUUAUGUGUUCCGUGGAUGAUAAUAUGUGAUGUUAUACCGAAAAUCCUAGAUACAAUACUAUGUUUUUUGCAGUAAUACCUAAUGCUUUUUGCUACUGUCGAUAUCAAAACAAAUGUCUCCAUGUACUUUUCGUGGCUCAUAUUUGCUUAGAUCCUGUUGCUGAAAACCUUAUUGUAAAUCUUUUUUUGAGAACCUUACUUGUCUUACUCUAUAUAUGUAUUUGUAUUAUUUUCUGGGUC
Papaver somniferum (opium poppy) is the source of this 1831-nucleotide messenger RNA. Its product is annotated as ethylene-responsive transcription factor RAP2-12-like. Gene Ontology annotation, biological process: ethylene-activated signaling pathway; regulation of DNA-templated transcription. The coding region runs from base 201 to 1391 and encodes 396 amino acids. Gene Ontology annotation, molecular function: DNA-binding transcription factor activity; DNA binding. The record is from RefSeq and is a predicted model, not a curated record. NCBI's taxonomy places the organism in Eukaryota, Viridiplantae, Streptophyta, Magnoliopsida, Ranunculales, Papaveraceae. The transcript has 3 exons.